Molecule: messenger RNA, 2256 nt
Organism: Moneuplotes crassus
Lineage: Eukaryota; Ciliophora; Spirotrichea; Euplotida; Euplotidae
Source: the annotation of a GenBank genome assembly
CAAAAAUGGAUUUUUCAGAGAAAGAAGAAAGUGAUGGUAUCAGGUUCUCCUGGAAUUACUGGCCCCAUUCAAAAGGAAUGCAAGCAGAUGUAGUAGUCCCUGUAUCAUGUUUGUACACUCCCUUGAAGGAUAUUGAGGGAAUUCAAAUGCUUGAAUACAAUCCUAUCUGAUGCAGAAGCUGUAAAGGGAUUUUGAAUCCAUCUGCUCACAUUGAUUUCAAGUUCAAAUCAUGGAGAUGUCCCUUCUGUGGGUCUGAAAAUCACUUCCCAAAUCAUUACUCUCAACAUCUGACCGAGGUAAACUUGCCUCCAGAAGUUGUGAAGACAUACACCACUGUUGAAUAUGUUUUGCCCGGAUCUUCAGAAAAACCUGUCUUCCUUCUGGUUAUUGACACCUGUAUUGAAGAAUCAGAGUUGGCAGAAAUCAAAGACUCUGUUCAACAAAGCUUGACCCUCCUUCCAGAGGAUGCUCUGGUAGGACUUAUCACCUUUGGAAAGCAUGUGUUUGUCCAUGAGCUUGGAUCUCCAGGAUUUCCAAAAUCUUACGUCUUCAAAGGAGACAAGGUAAAGACUCCUGCUCAGAUCCAAGAAGCCUUGAAGAUUAUUAACACCAACAACCCAACAGCUGCUAGAAAUCAGCAGAACUUAAAGAAGUUCCUGGUUCCUGUUGCUGACUGUGAGGUAAAUCUGAACAACAUCUUGGAUGAUUUGCAGCCAGAUCCAUUCCCAGUGCCACAAGGACACAGGACUCCAAGAUGCACUGGCAAUGCCAUUGACAUUGCAAUGGGACUCCUUGAGUGCAUUGUAGGUGUCAGAGGCUCUAGGAUCAUCACCAUGGUUGGUGGCAACUGUACCUUCGGCCCUGGUAAAGUUGUCGACGAGAAACUUACUGUCACCAUUAGAUCCCAUCAUGAUAUCCUGAAGCAAAAUGAGAAGACAGUUUACAUGAAAGAUGCCAUGUCCUUCUACGAAGGCAUCUCCACCAGAGCUCUUAAGAAAGGAAUUGUCAUGGACCUCUUUGUUGCCUCUGUUGAUCAGUCUGGAGUCUUAGAAAUGAAGAGUCUAUUUGAAAGAACUGGUGGAUAUUAUAUCAUGACUGAUAGUUUCCAGAACCCAGUCUAUAAAGAAAGUUUCCAGAAGUUCUUCACAGUUGACGAUGAUGGUCACCUUAAAAUGGGAUUCUUGGGUAAAAUCAAUAUCUUCACAUCAAAGGAGUUCAAAUGAAAUAAGUGCAUUGGUGCAUGUAAUGCAAGUGGUGUAGAAAAUAUUACAGAAUGGAAUGUUGGAGGAAUAGACAAAAACUCAAGUUUGGCCUUCUACUUCGAUAUUCUUGCUUCUAAGCCUCAUAGCUCGAAUGCUCACCCUCCUGUAUUCUUACAGUUCCAAACAAAAUAUCAGCAUUCAGAUGGAAGUAACAGGAUUAGGGUUACUACGGUAGCAAGGUGAUUAGCUGCUCCAGAUGAUACUAGAGAACUCGCUUAUGGAUUCGAUCAAGAGGCAGCUUCUGUCUUGAUGGCAAGAUAUGCUGUUGAAAGGUGUAAAACAGAUGAACCUCUGGAUGUCAUCAGAUGGUUAGACAGAAUGCUGAUCAAGCUAGUCUCCAAAUUUGCUGGAUAUAAGAGAGAUGACCCUAACAGUUUCAGACUCUCAAGAGAAUUCUCUCUUUAUCCUCAAUUCAUGUUCUAUCUCAGAAGGAGUCAAUUCCUCCAGACAUUUAAUGCCUCUCCAGAUGAGACAGUAUAUUACAGGAGCUUGCUACUUAGAGAGAGUGUUGCAAACUCAUUGGUUAUGAUUCAGCCAGCUCUUUUACAAUACACAACUGACUCUGAUCACCCAAUUCCAGUCCUCCUUGACUCAACUAGUAUGAAGAGCGAUGUAAUUCUUCUGCUGGACACAUUCUUCUAUAUCUUAGUCUGGCAUGGAGAAAACAUUAUCCAAUGGAAAAAGGACGGUUACCAUGAAAUGGAGGGAUACGAAGGCCUCAAAGACAUGUUCGAAUCACCCAGAGAGGAUGCUAAAGUUAUCAUUCAAGACAGAUUCCCUACUCCAAGAUACUACAUCAGUAAGCCCGGAGAUGGCCAUGAAAGAAAGAUAAAAUCCAGGAUCAACCCAGCUAGCGGAAAAUCCACCUCAGACAACGACGACGAAAACAACAUCUUCACUGAAGACGUCAGUCUAAAGAUCUUCAUGUCCCACUUAAUAAAACUCGCUGUGCAGUCUUCCUAAUCCACACUUAACACACUCUCAACAAAUCACC